Gadus morhua (Atlantic cod) is the source of this 993-nucleotide messenger RNA. It is a transcript of the gene mettl18, whose product is annotated as methyltransferase 18, RPL3 N3-histidine. Gene Ontology annotation, biological process: peptidyl-histidine methylation, to form tele-methylhistidine. Gene Ontology annotation, molecular function: protein-L-histidine N-tele-methyltransferase activity. The transcript is spliced from 2 exons. The record is from RefSeq and is a predicted model, not a curated record. Gene Ontology annotation, cellular component: nucleus. Lineage: Eukaryota; Metazoa; Chordata; Actinopteri; Gadiformes; Gadidae. The coding region runs from base 1 to 993 and encodes 330 amino acids.
AUGCCCACCUGUCACACAACGGACGAUCCAACAGCAGCAGCGAAUAUCAAGGAGGCUGCAGAGCACUGCCCACCGCCUGACCCUGAAACGCUGCUGGCCGAUGCUGUCACCGAGACCGUCACUGUGGGUACUCUUCCUCCUCUCCUCUUCCUGAACGAGACCGUUUUGGAGAAGACUGCCUCGGAGAGAGAGGAUGAGGAGAAGAUUCUCUCUCACACCGAAGACCAGAGGUCCGACCUCAUCUCCGGCGUGUACGAGGGUGGCCUGAAGGUGUGGGAGUGCACGUACGACCUCCUGGAGUGGCUGGACAGCGACGGGGAGACGUUUGGCGAAAAGAGAGUUCUGGAUUUGGGCUGUGGGGCUGGACUUCUAGGAAUACUGGCUCUGAAAAGAGGUGCCAGCAAGGUCCACUUUCAGGACUACAACAGCACCGUUAUAAAACAGCUCACUCUGCCGAAUGUACUGCUGAACAGCCAAGAGGACGGGCCUGGAGAGGAAGAGAGUGGUAGUGACAGUGAUGAAGACGGGAAGAGGAAAAACGAUUCUGAAAAGGGGAAAGGUGACGAGGACCUAAAGGACGGUGCUCCACCAGCGAAGAAGAGCCUCACUGAACCACCUCAGCACUCUGCGCUUCUGGCCAGGUGUCGUUUCUACUCCGGUGACUGGACCACCUUCCUUGCUUUGGUUGUAAAGGCUGAGCCGCCACCAAAGUAUGACAUUAUAUUCACCUCCGAGACUAUCUACAACACGGCGUAUUACCCAUCCCUGCACGAGACGCUCCAGGAACUGCUUGCCCCAGACGGAGUGGUGUACCUGGCCACCAAAGCCCACUACUUUGGGGUGGGAGGUGGACUGCUUCUGUUUGAGCAGUUUGUGGAGGAACAGGGCAUUUUCUCCCUGCAUCACUUAUGGGAUGUCGAGGAAGGGCUGAAGAGACAUGUGGUCAGCCUGUGUUUCAAAACAAGAAAAGUACUUGAAUUAGUUUCUGUAUGA